AACACAUAUUGAUUAGGUUCAAAUUCGAUAUAUGCAUAGCAGGCACUCUAGUGGUCAAUUUCAUAAAGGCGCCAGAAAAAGUUUGCCGCGUUUUGGUCAUCACCUGUUGCGUGCGACAUGUAAUGCAUACUGUGUUUGAUGUUUAAUGUGUUUACUCUAAGUGUUGUGCAUUUUCGGUGAUAGAAUGAAUAAAUAGUUAUCAUCAUAAUUCAGAUUCUUGCUGCAAAUGUAUACCAAAAUAUUUUAAAUAUCAUUUCUUAUAAAGAAAUUCCAUACUGAAUAGAUUAUUACAUAAACCGAUUCAUAAUGCCUGAUUAUCUUUCCACUGAGCUUGCAGCCACUUGUGCUGCGCUAGGUUAUUAUGAUGGGUCUAAAUAUCAUUUAGACAAACAUUGCUUAGAUGUUAUAAAGGAUUUAAUUAAAUAUCUAAGAAGGGAUAAUGAAAAUCAUGUUGUACGCCAAUUUCUUGGGCAAGCUAAACUGCUUCAAACUGAUCUUAUCAAAAUCUUUAUUGAUCAUUCUGAUAAAUUAGAACUUUGGGAUGUAUUGUUAAGGUUAAUCAUCAAUUUAACAAGUCCAGUUUUCUUAGUAUAUAAUGAACAAAUUCCUACCGAUAAAGUUCAGCGUGCAACAUAUCAAAAACUUAUUUCUUAUACACAAGAUUAUAAAAUAGCAUUAACAGAUGAUCGCAUAUGGACUGCAUUAAACAAUCGUUUAAGUGAACUUCUUAAAUUAGAUAGUGCAGAAAGGGGGGAAGAAAAAGAAAUGAUUAUUGAAAGAAUUCUUGUCUUUGUUCGAAAUGUGUUACAAAUUCCUCCAGAUGAUAAUGAAAAACGUGUUGAUAAUGAUGUUACAAUCCAUGAUGAGGUUCUAUUUGCAUUCAAUGCAUCUGGACUUGUUGAUAUGUUAUUGUUUAUCGCUAGUAAUAGAAGUGAGGAACAAUACCAUUUGCAAGUGUUAGAGAUUAUAUCGUUAAUGUUGCGCGAUCAAAAUGCGAGUCAGUUAGCAAGGUCUGGGCUGCAACGUAGUACAACUGAAAAAGAAAGAGAUGAAGCAAUACUUUUAGCUGCUCGUCUUAAAGAAAAACAAGAGAAAAUGGAAAAAAUUCGAAAGUAUGCAGGUAGCAGGCAUUUUGGCGGCACGUACGUCGUCCAGAAUAUGAAAGCUAUCGGAGACAAUCAGCUGUUAUGUCACAAGCCCUAUCAGAAGAUCGAAGCUCUGAAUUUUGGCAGAGACAAGAAAAAAAUGGCAAUACCGAAAAAUAAACGGCCUAUGAAAGACCCCAGAAGCGAACGUUUAUCUACGCUGAGUGUGAGGCUGUUUUUGAAGGAGUUUUGCGUUGAAUUCUUGAAUGCCGCUUAUAAUCCUGUGAUGAAAUUCGCAAGAUCCAGUAUUGUCGGCGCAAAUCAUCCAGAUCCGUCUGAAUCUGUUUGUUAUCUUUGGAUUAUGCGGUUUUUCAUGGAAUUCAAUCGACAUUAUACGUUUGAAGUAAAAUAUGUCAGCGAAACAAUAUCUACGGAAACAUUUUACCUAGUGCAAAAACAGAUGGACCAUUACUACGAGAUGAUGACCGUCGAUAAAAAGAAAAUUCCAGUUUGGUCUCGCAGAUUGCACAUAGCAUUAAAAGCUUACCAGGAACUUUUGCACACUCUGAUAGCGAUGGAUCAAAGCAAGGACCGUGGUGUUCGCGAAUCCAGCAAAGUUAUCAAAAGCAACGUGUUCUAUGUACAAGAAUAUCGAGAAACGGUGCUCUCGCAACUGCUUUGUUUCGACGAGAUCAAAAUGUCACGACAAUAUUUGAUUGAUCUACUAACGACAGCGCAUAUCUUUCUGAAAAUGCUGGGCCAUCACUGUGGACACAAUCGCAGUGUGAUUGUUCAACAAGUGAAGCACAAACGUCACAAGAGUGGACAUAAGAAAAAAACUGUGCAGAAAGAACAAGCUCCUCCUCGAAGUUUGGAGGAACGUUGGGACGAAAUUAGUCCACAAUUGUCAAUCGUAAUGCGAGAGGGAACAAUACCUGAAGUUGUGCCAUUUGAUGCGACCUUGGAUACACCUAUAGAAGAUCAAAAAGUCGAUGCUAUGAAGAAAAUACAGAAGUUGUUGCGAUCGAAAUCUUUGGAACAAGCAGUUGGCCUUCUUCGUGCAGCAAGGGAAGUUUGGACCGAAAACGACUGCUUCGGCAAAGCUGAUAUUACGCAAGAGGAGGAGUUCCUAGCACUGCGGGACAUUUUCGUUGCAGACCUGGGCGUGGUCGAAGAAGAUCCCGUCACACAAACUGACUCAACUCAACAAGACACCAUUGAAACUCUACUCAAUGACGAUCCAGAGGAAGAUGAAGACGAGGAGGAUGAAUCCGAACCACGUUCUGUUGCGGUGGAAUCGGAUUUCAGUUUCCCUGACUUCGUUCACAGAUUUGCCAACGUGAAAGUUGUUAGAGCUUUGCUGAUCUUGCUACGACAAUUUGAUAAGAACACUGAUGAAGUAAACCAUUACGUUAACAAGAUGCUUCAUCGAAUUGCUUGGGAUUGUAAAAUGCCUGGAAUGAUGUUUCAAGCAUCGAUGUUCCGUGUUUUUCAGAGAAUACUUGAGUCUAAGCAUCCUGCUCAUAAGGAACUUCAGAAGUUUGCGAUCUUCAUAAUUCGCCGCUUUAUCGAAGUCGCGCAGAAAAACCGGAAAGCGUACAUGGAGCUGCUUUUUUGGAAGACCACUCGAGAUGCGGCUGAAGUCGUUGACGGUUAUAACGCAGAAACGGAUAACAAGAAACCUCCACGAAGCUUCUGGACCGAGGCCCAAGAGGACGAGUUACGCACCCUCUUUAUGGAACAUCAGACUAACAACUAUCCCCAGGAUGUCGUCGAUUGGAUAUUGGAAAACAUUAAUCAAGAACGAACACGACGUGGCAUCAUAAAAAAACUGAAAGAAUUGUGUUUGAUCGUCAAUUCUAAGAGUGUUCGAAGCGAAGUUCAAAAGAGGCUGCCAAAAGAGUGGUCCGAGGAGGAAGUCGCUCAGCUAACGGACCUCUGGGAGCAACUAAAAAAUGACGAAGAUCCCGUGGAGCUGAUCUUCAAUGGGCUUACAAUAAAGCGGCCGAAGCCAAAGAUCAAGGAGAAGCUUUUGGAAUUAGGAUUGGCCACGGAUCGUAAGGAGCUGCGCAAGAAACGAUCCAAAAAAAGCAACCACGGUAAAUCGUCGUGGGAAACGCAGUCUGCUAGUAAUUCGGAAGAGGAUGAAAGCAGCGACGAAGAAGCUGGAAAAUCCUCGUCCCGUAAGAACACGGCUUCCAAUAAACCGACCGGUAAAAAAACAAAGGCCAGCAAGAAGAAGCAGCCAACUAUAGUCUACACGAAUGCACAAUUAUCUGGGCUGUUGAAGGAUAUUAUCGAAAAAGAUAUGAACGAAGCACUUGAAUGGCUGAAGGAAUCCUUACUGGAUGUUCUGGACGAUCGAGACGAGGAAAGCUCCGAAGGUAUCCCUUUAGUCCCUCUGACAGAUUAUUCGUCAGCCGCGAUGGAUUCACCGAGCUUUCAAAAGCUUAUUCGAGCUAUGGGAUUCACACCUCCUGCUGAUGAACAGGAAUGUUAUUGGCGCAUACCAUCUAAUAUGCUUAAUUCGACGAUUCAGAGGCACUGCAACCUUAUCGACGCCGCACUGGCAGGGAAUUUCGUCGUUGAAGAACCCAGAGCAGCUUCAACAACGGCAGAAAUAGAGAGCGAUAAAAAUGAUGAAAGUGACGACGACGAUGUUUUAGAAAAUAUUAAAAAGUAUUUUAAAAAUUCAGCCGAGCCAGAAGCAUCGACUUCUCGCCAGUCCGAUUCAGAAACCAGCGUCCCUUCUAAAUCCACAUCAUCGAAAAGUGUAUUUCCUUCAAAAUCGACGGAACACAUUGAUACUGAAGUGGAUGAACCCGGAAACUCGCAAACUGUUGAAGAGCCGAAUAAAGAGAAGAGAAAAUCUGGUGGUCGUGCAAAACUACUUAUCGACUCUUCCGAUUCUGAGUUGGAAACUGAAACAAUCCACGACACUGAAGACGAUGGAAAGAGAAAUCGAUCAGACAGUUCGGACAAGGAGAAUGGAACGCUGAAGAAACGCCGCUUGUUGGACAGCGACGAAGAAACUGAUCCGCUAACAUCUGUAGACACCGAGCAGAAACGUAACAGAACGAUAAUAAGCGACGACGAAGAAGAAUUCGCGGAGAAGAAACCUACUCAGCAAAGAACAUCCCGCAUGAUAAUUAGCGACGACGAAGAUUAAUGCCAGAAGACAAUUUUACUUACAUUUUAUUCCUUUAAACAUUUUUUAAACUAUGUGCCUUAACCUUUCAUGUUAACUCUAGUUUAUACGACUCAUUGUACUUUUUGUGAAAAUAAAGA
Messenger RNA from Megachile rotundata (alfalfa leafcutting bee), 4373 nucleotides. It is a transcript of the gene timeout, whose product is annotated as circadian regulator timeout. Gene Ontology annotation, molecular function: DNA binding. Gene Ontology annotation, biological process: DNA repair; DNA replication checkpoint signaling; replication fork arrest. NCBI's taxonomy places the organism in Eukaryota, Metazoa, Arthropoda, Insecta, Hymenoptera, Megachilidae. The record is from RefSeq and is a predicted model, not a curated record. Gene Ontology annotation, cellular component: replication fork protection complex.